AUGCUUCAAUCGUCAUCGGAGCGGGCCGCAGCCCAUCCGAAGCGCAGGUACACGUCCAAAGCAUGCGAGGAAUGUCGGCGCCGAAGAGCCAAGCUAACGCGCCCUGGAACGACCCAGUGUGAUGGACAACGACCUGCCUGCACCCGGUGCUCAGAGCGCUCCAUCAACUGCCUAUACCGGAGUGAGGAGGAUGGCCGCAAGCCUGCCUCGAAGUCCUAUGUACAGCUGCUGAGGAGCAGGAUCGACUUGCUUGAAGCGGUGCUUCAGUCCCGCGCCAUCGACAUCGAGGCGUCCGUUGCCCAACUCUCCACCACGGGGGCGAUGCCCCAACUGCCCUCCAUCACCAACCCCUUGGCAGGCGGCAGUGAUGCCGGCCUGAGCCCUUCAGCAUUCGAUGAUCUUUGUGCGACGUUUGAGGGAGCUCUUUCUCUAGAUGAAGCCGUCAACUAUGACCAAGAUGGCGAGAUGCGAUACUUCGGACCUUCGAGUGGCCGCUUGGAGUUCCAAAGCGAGUCUACACCUGACAACGAGGAUCACGAAAGCAGCCCCGCAACCACCAAGUCUGUAGAGACGAAUCGCUUCAUCCUGCCGCUGGAAGCCGAGGUCUAUCCCGAAGACCUUCAGACCGAGCUGAUCGAUCUGUUCUUUGAGUAUCAGAGCCCCUGGUGUCAGGUAGUCAACGAGAGGCUAUUCAGAGAAAGCAUGAAGACGCAAGGCCGCUUCUACAGCCCCCUGCUCCUCAACUGCAUCCUUGCUCUCGGAUCCCGCUACUCCGACAGGAUCGACACCCGGUCGGAUCCUGCUGAUCAGAACACGGCGGGGAAACCGUUCAUGCAGAAGGCCGAAGUACUCUUGCACUACGACAUGAAGCACCCAACCAUCACCACUCUCCAGUCAAUGUCCAUCCUGGUUGGCGUCUACGUGUCCUAUGGUUGCGAUGCAGCAGGAUGGCUGCACCAGGGAAUGGCAAAUCGACUCGCCCUCGACAUGGGGCUGAACCUCGAUGCCGCAUCCUUGGUCGGCACGUGUCACAUGUCGCCUGAAGAGAUAGAGCUGCGACGGCAGGUGUACUGGUCACUGUAUUGUGACGACAAGCUCGCGGCCAUCUACACCGGGCGAGUCUGUAGCCUUUUGGAUGUUCAGGGUGCGGUGAAUCUUCCCUCGCCACUCACGCCGGAGCAGAUAAGCAGCGGAUCCAACGAUACGACCGAAAUGGAACGAUGCAACAAGAAGAUCCUCGUGCAUCGUGGGCUGAUUGGACUCUGCCGUAUCUUGGAAAACAUUCUGCUUGCUCUGUACGCCCCAAAACCACUGUACAAAGGACCGCAGAGGAUAUCGUUUCUCCAAUCCUGCACUCUCGAGCUGAAGACGUGGUUCUACGAGCUCCCAGCCGACCUUCGGAUCGACAAGCACAACGACCUGCCGCAGGUCUACACCCUGCACAUGGUCUACCACACCUGCUGCAUUCUCCUCUUCAAACCGUUCCUCAUCAAGCCGAAAGAUGCGCCUGUGGUACCCAAGACGGACACUGCCAAACGCGCCGAGGAGUUUUGCAUCGAGUCGGCGAAAAGGAUAUGUCACGCCGGGAAAAAGUACCGCCAGGUUUUUGGGAGCUUCCGCAGGAGCCCGAUCUCGGCCACGCACUGCAUACUCACCGCGACGCUGGUUCUGAUCCAGUACGCGAGUCCCGACCCGGACUUUGCAAACACAGGCAGACCGUGUUGCACCUUGUACAUCGAGGCGUGCCUGGAGAUCUUGAAGGAGCUGUCCACCUCAUGGAAGCCUGCUUGCAGGACGAGAGCCAACCUCAUCAAAUACCUGUACCAAAAGUACCCAGAGAGGAUUCCGAACUCCCUGCUCCAUGACGAGCGGAGGAAUACGGCAGUGGCACCCGAGAAGGGCGUGGAGAUGCUCGCGGCGCAACCGCAGGAAAGCCUCGAGCAGAACCUGUGUCCGCUGAUGAACAUGGUCGACCAGAACUUUGCGUGGGACGGGGUAGGCGAAGGCUCUCAGGGCUUCGGCGGCGGCGGUUCGGAAUCCGCCUUCAAUACGCAGUUCGCCCUCGCAGAUUCCAUCAUGAACGGCGGCGGACAGGACGGGACGACUUUCAUGGACGAUGCCUUUUGGUCAGGGGUGAACUUUGACUUCAAUUACGAUCCCCAGACGUAG
Colletotrichum higginsianum IMI 349063 is the source of this 2169-nucleotide messenger RNA. Its product is annotated as C6 transcription factor. The transcript is spliced from 6 exons. The record is from RefSeq and is a predicted model, not a curated record. NCBI's taxonomy places the organism in Eukaryota, Fungi, Ascomycota, Sordariomycetes, Glomerellales, Glomerellaceae. Bases 1 to 2169 code for a protein of 722 amino acids. Gene Ontology annotation, biological process: DNA-templated transcription; regulation of DNA-templated transcription. Gene Ontology annotation, molecular function: DNA binding; zinc ion binding; DNA-binding transcription factor activity, RNA polymerase II-specific.